Clarias gariepinus (North African catfish) is the source of this 7720-nucleotide messenger RNA. RefSeq names its product SPG11 vesicle trafficking associated, spatacsin (gene spg11). The record is from RefSeq and is a predicted model, not a curated record. Bases 140 to 7285 code for a protein of 2381 amino acids. Gene Ontology annotation, biological process: synaptic vesicle transport; axo-dendritic transport; axon extension. The transcript has 41 exons. Gene Ontology annotation, cellular component: axon; synapse; cytoplasm. Lineage: Eukaryota; Metazoa; Chordata; Actinopteri; Siluriformes; Clariidae.
UGCGUUCUGUUAUUUCUUCCUGUUUACUAACACCUGAGGGAUGCUCGCUCUCUGAGUUCCUCUCAAACCAAAAUAGGAGACGUUAGUCUGUGUGCUUUACUGAGAUAUGUGUUUAUUACAUUGUUUUGUUUAUUAAAACAUGUUAAGCAGGCCUGGAGCGCGUGCACCCUGUGCAUUAGAAGUCGCUCUCGUGCCUGACAUUGGGCUGAGUGCAGACAUCCAGCACACGGUUAAAGCCAGGCUGGCCGCAGGCUCUGCGCUCCUCUGCUGUCUGCACGCCGACGGAAAGCUGACGAUCAGUGAUGUCUCUGAACCUGGCACUCCGGCCCGCGUGCUCGAAGACUCGCACACAGACUUUCUCUGGGAGGUGUACACUGAGCAAAAUAAAGCCAACAAGCCCAGACUCCUGACUAUGAGACCAGCCUGUAAUCUUAGACUUCAUGAGAUUGAUUCCGAAAGCCAGCUGACAUCAGUGUCCGAGUGUUCUACAGACCGACUCUUGCAGCUUGUCAAUAGGGACUUAAAUGCCAGUGCACUGUUCUCUAUGAAUCUGCUGUCAUUUGUUGAUGGCUGCUGUUACCUCCUUCUGAAUGGACAUGUCCUUGUACAUCUUUGGUGGAAGGAGGGCUCUGCUGAGCCAGAGCUGCUGUCCUCCUGUGUCCUCAGCCUGCCUUCUGAAACUCAUGAAAUGUUUACUGAUUACCAGCUCUGCAAAGGCAUUCUGUUCAUGCUAACGAGCAUUGGAUUCAUAUACGUGGUUGACAGUGCAGAUGGGAAGCACCUUGCUACAGUGGAGCUCCCUGCUUACUACAUAUCAGGACAGAGAGAUGCUGACCUUGCGGAUUCCCUCUCUUCUUUCUGCCUUCUCCAAAUCUCACAAGACCUCAGCACAGCCGUGGUUGCCACCAGCCUGAACCAAGCACUGGCAGUUGACCUCAAUGAUUAUUUCAGGCUUCACAUAAAUCACUUGCACUGUCGGCAGGAUCCCAGACCACUUCCUCUCAUACCAACAAAACCUUGUGAUCAGGACAGCAUUGCUAACUCAACCUACAGUCAGUCUGUACUGGGUACCCACUUCCAAACCGAUCACUCAUGGGAGGCAAGGCUGGCAUUGCUCUAUAAGCAAGCUAAAGCUCCAGUUUCUUCAGCUCUACGGCUGCCAUGGUACAAAGACCUCCCUCGCUCCGAGUGCCAGCAAGCAGCGGCCACCACCAAGCUCAGUCAGUCCGCUGUAUCACCUGGGGGUGCUGUAAUGUCUUUAAGUCUGCCUGAACAGACCACACCGACCCAGCUGAUUGUCUCAGAAUUUUCAGCAGUGCUUAGCUUUACCUCACCUGGGAACAGCAGCACAACCCUUGUCUACUGGGACUUUCAGACUCGGGUUGUUACAUGUCAUUGCAUUGAUGCGCCAGCAUUGCCUGUUUGCUGGUCAGAAGAGGAACACCUCUCUCUGAUUCUGAAAGCAUCAGGAAUGUCUCUGGUGCUAUUCUCGGUUACUCAGGAGGAGCUGCUGAAUAGAUUGAUGGUGUUUGGUAGUGCUGGUGUGGUAGACUCACUGUGCCAUCUUAAUGCUUGGGGACUCUGUUCAAUGCCAAUCCAUUCCCUCCAGGCUGGACUAAAGAACCGGCAGCUGGACAUGGUGGAUUUCUUCCUGAAGAGUAAGGAGAACAUUCUCUGCCCACCCACAAACUAUAGUCUGCCUGAUCUGUCACCAACCUCAACACAGAUGCAGCUGCAAAAUGUUCAGGAUCUGUGUCCAGCAUUGGAUCUGCUUCAAUCUGCUAUCAGAGACACAAACACUGAGGCUCAGAGUCGGCAGUUCUGCGAACAACUGCUCAGCAUUGCAUUAAACUUCCUUAACACACAAAUCCGAGUCAUCCUGACCAGCACUCCAGAGUUGGAUGCUGACUUGCAUGAGUGUGUGAAGAUCUUGAAUGGUUAUAUCUCUGAACUGCGUACUUAUCUGAGGAGGUACCCCUGGCUAGAAGGGGGUGAGCCUACUUCCUCAGACACUGUCCCUGGUGCUGCCAUUGAAGAUGAAUGGGAAAUGCGCUCUGUUGAGGAGGUUGUCCAAUGUGCCAUUUUAAACAGGGAGCUCCCACGUGCGCAGGCUUAUCUGCGCAGGCGCAACUGUCCCGAGCAGAAGCUGGAGGAGCUAAGAAAAACUGGCUUGAGACUGGCAUUCACGUGUCUUACACACCGAGACCUGCAGCAGGCUACAACACUGUUCACUAACAUGGGAUUUAAUGUAAAGGAGCAACUCUACAAUAUCUGUGUGUACACGGCUGAUUGUGACCUUAGGGCCUUUAUGGUAGAGGAGCUGAAAAGACUUAAUCAUCUCCCCACUGAUGACUUACAAAAAGUGGAGUUCAUUAAGCAGAUUGAAAAUUUGUGCUCCAGACCAGCAGCAAGAUGUUCAAAGGCUUUUGACAAAAAACGGGUUCUUCAAAGAAGCCAGAUGGAAACUGAGAACAGAAACCUGCUGCAGGAGAUAUUGGAUGAACCCUUGUCCUGCUCCAUUCAGUCCCUGGUUGGCUCAGUGCGGCUGGACUGGGUCAGGCAUUGGGACAACGACACACAGCAGUCUGUGCUGCUCUCACGACUCCCAGACCACUUGUUGGGCUCCUGUGACCCAUCUGUGCUGUGGUCUUACCUCACCUCCCUCCAUGACCAAGACAGAAUAACUGCAUGGCUGACUUACACAGCCGCACAAGACUGUGAGAGCUCUGCUGUCUCUAAGUGGCCUGCACUCACUGCUGCAGUUGUGGACGGAAACACCUACUGCAGUGAUUAUAUGAAAGACCAAAUUCUGGACAUGCUUGCCAGACAAGAAGUGUUCGUGCAGUCAGAGAUGUCUGACUUUGAGCAGUUGCUGUGGCGGUUAGGUCAAGCGAGAGGUCUUAUGCAAGACAACAGUGGCCCUCCUGUCCCACAAUUCCACUCUACCAAAGGCCAGGACUUCCACACAUGCUUUAUUCAGCAUUGUCUGGAGAACAACCUACAUUAUCUUCUCUAUACCUACCUACAGCAUUACAGAUUGACUCCCAGUAAUUGCCCUGCAGCAGGAGACAGAGAUUUAUAUGAGAGUUACCCCUGGUUUGAGAUGAUGGUCAAAAUGCAGAGCAUCACCAGAGAUCUCAAAAAUCCAGAGCUAGUGUUUCAGGCAAGCCUUACAAGUGCACAGGUGCUGCUACCUGGCAGUCAGGCUAGUGUUAGCAGCAUGCUGCUGGAGGGACACAGUCUUCUUGCACUCUCCACUAUAAUGUUUGCACCUGGGGGCAUUGAUAAGGUGGUGACAGAAGGCGAUAAAGGUCAGGACGUUUUGUCUAGAGUGGACCCACAGCUCCUGAGGAUGGCUCUGAGCGCAUACCCCAAGCUCAAAGCUGCCCUUUUUCCACAGUCUGGCCCAAGAUUCACUUCAGUUUCUGAUGUAUCAAUAUACCAUCUCAUGCAGUCAUUGCAUCCACUGGAUCCCUCUAGACUGUUUGGGUGGCAGUCUGCCAACACACUCGGCACUGCAGAAACAUCAGCAGAGCUUCCUCAUUUCUCCAGCCCCCACUUGGUUAAUAAAUAUGCACUCAUUGAGAAUCUAGACUUUUUAUACUAUCUCCAACACGGCAGACCUUCCUUUGCAUAUGGAAUUUUCAUUAUUCAGCAUCUGGCCGACUCCACCAAUGCCAAGCUACAGAUGAGUCGGGCAGUGGAACAGGCUUACUCUCUCGGCCUUCUAAAUUUCAGCUCUUCAUCUAUAGCUGCAGCCUGCGUGUGCUUCUUUGAGUUAUUGGGUGUAUGCAGUCUAAAAUUGAGGGUCGACCUUAAGGCUCUCAACCUUAUCCUCAGGCUUUGGAGCCAGAACUGUGAGGACAGCAGCAUGGCCUCACUUAAACAGUCUUUAGUGGACAAGGUGAAUAAGAUGGUGGCAAGUGAGAGACAGACUCUAGAGGAAUUAUUGUUGCACCUGGAGGGAGCCGUGAGGGAUGGUGUGGAGAGCAGAGGAAUCAGCAGGUCUUCAUAUGAGGCAGGACAGGAGUGGGCUCUCCCUGUUCAGUUUUGCCAUCUUCAUGAUCUGCCCCUAACUACGCAGUACCUACAGGACUGUGCCAACGAUGGACAGUGGCUUAACUUCCUGCUGUUUGUUCAGAUCCACCACUACCCUUUACAACAGGUUAAAUAUCUGGCCGCCAGUUUUAGCCCAGGUUUGUGGGCUCACUUCUUACUGGCCUUCCAGGACCUUCAGCUAAUGCACUCUCAACAAGCCCUAGAAGGGCAGAGAGAUUUCCUCAGCUCACUGAUGAAAGAGGAAAGCUCAAAAUGCCCAAAGGAUCUGUUCCAGGUCCUGUUCCUUAGUCAAGAGCAGUCGAACCCCUGGCAGUACCUGCUGGUAGAAGCUGUUACACUGCAUAGUCCACCGCUUACAGUCCUGGCUGCUUGUCACAAGGAUGCUGAGCUAAUACAAUGCCUUUGUGUUUGGAUCUUGACCACUGUUGAAGAAGACAUUGCCCAGGAAGCUACCUCCCAUAUCAAUGAACAUCCUGGCCACCACACGUGGAACCUUCAUGACUUGUCAAUUCUAUGGAAAAUUCUCCUACAAAAGUGCAAGAUCGGCCCUCUGAUUCGUGGCUUCCAGCUGUUUCAGCGGGAAUCUCCCCUGAUCCACAUGUUGCAAAUGUACGAGCUCUGCUAUGACUACAUAAACUAUCAAGGGGCAAAGGAGAAGUUACUGGAGUUCCAGAAAUGUCUGCUUAAUCUGAGAAACAGUGGUAGUGUCCUAGGAUUAGAGUGUUUUCCCGUUCAGUGGGUUGAAGCCCAAGCCUCUGUGCUCCUCCUCACCCUGUUGCAGCAAUGUGGAACACAGUAUGAGUUGUGCAGGCUGCUUCAGCUUCUGGCUGAUAUGGACCAUAUGCUUAAAUCUAAUGGUCCUGACUUUAAAAAGCUUAGCCGGUUGAGCCAAAUCCUGGCUGACACACCAGUGCCUCUGACGCAGUGCCUUCUGGAGAACUAUACCACUGAGAUCCUGCAGAGGGAGUGCCAGAUAAUGCUUGAGGAGCUGCAGGGCCUUGACUGCUUCUGUCACGCCAGGAAAGUGGCUGAGCUGGCAGGCUUGCCCAUUGACCGGCUGAUAAUAAACGAGCUUUUGAGAGAUCUGAAGGUGUUAAAGGCGACGCGUCAGUGGGAAAGACAGGAGACUCGUCUGGCCUUCUGGAGGAAAUGUCAAGAGCAAUUUAAGGCAAACUGCAUUGGAGCGGAGUCUGCUUGCCAGUUUUUUCUUUCUCAGACAGAGGAUCCUGUGCAGAAAGAGACAGAGCUACUUCAGGUACAAGAGCAAUGCCUUCUUCUAGCCUUAGCUGCUCACUGGCUUUGCCAGCACAAGUCCCCUGCACUAGAACGAUUAGCAGAGCUGGAGAAGCGCCAGUGGGAAUGGCGCAUCCGCCGGAAGGUCCUCACCACUGCUCUGGAGCAGCAGAGCCUGUUCACUCCAGCCACUGGACCAGAUGCCUUUGAUGGCCUCCUCAAAGAAUAUUCCUUUUCCAAAAUGAUCAUCCUGGAUGAUCAAGCUUACUUGAACAUUGAGGGUCUUCCAAUGACCGAGGAAGGUUGUCUGAUGGAGGAGAAGGAGCGAAAGGCUCUGUCGACUCUCAUCGGUCAGCUGUUGGACGAGGGAAGUGUUCAUGAAGCGAGCCGUGUGUGUCGGUACUUUGAGCUUCAGCACAGAGAUGUGUGGCUGGUGUUGCAGUGCCGUGGUUUGGCCUGUGGAGAAAUUCAGCCGGGUCUCCAGGAGUUUCUCAGCCCUGACCGAGAGCAGAGAAGAAGCUUGCACAGCUGCUCCAGCACAGGUAGUCUGUCCUCAUUUGUGGUGGUUUCCUCACCUGAAGACCAGGCUCUGUCCCAGCUUCAGCUUUUAGUAGAUCAGUGUCGUCACGGCAAGAGCUACUGCAAGCAGGUCCUCAGUCUCUACGAGCUCUCCAAGGAGCUGCGUUGUUCCUACAGUGAGAUCUCCUCUGAAGAGCCGGAGGCAGUGCUACGGAAGGUUCUCCUGUCUCAGCAGCCUGAGCGCUAUAAGAAAGCACAGGCGUUUAUUAGCGUGCAGGGAUUGCAGCCAGACUCUGUAGCACAGCUCAUCACCUCCGCAGUGCUGGAUGGACUGCUGGCUGCCUCACAGGACAGAGAGACAGAGCGCCAUAUAUACAGUCCAUCUGAAGGCAAAGAGGCCUUCUUGCAACUGGCUAAACUGUGCGGUGACCCCAACUUGGUGGGCAUCAAGUUAUUGGACAUCAUCCCUACUGUCUCCCUGGCAGAACUCGGAUGCACUGUGGAGCUGCUUAUCCUGGCACACGACUGCUUCAGUCUUACCUGUAACAUGGAGGGCAUUGUUAAGGUCUUGCAAGCAGCCAGACACCUCAGUCACACACAUCUGGCCCAUGGGGAGAGAUAUGGGCUUCUGGUCCGAUUAUUGACCGGUAUCGGACGAUACAAUGAAAUGACUUACAUCUUCGACCUUCUCAACCAGAACCAUCGUUUUGAGAUGCUGCUGAGAAAAAAAGUGGAGUCGAACACUAGAUUAAAGACAGCACUUCUGGAUUACAUUAAGCGCUGUCUGCCAGGGGACAGCGAGAAAUACAACAUGGUGGCUCUUUGUUUCAGCAUGCGCCGAGAGAUCGGAGAGAAUCACGAAGGAGCUGCUCGAACACAACUUAAACUUAUAGAGUCCCAGCCAUGGGUUGUUACCCCAGAGCUCAAAAGUAGCUUAGAGAAAGUCCUGUUUUUGCUCAAGGAUGCUGCAGAAAGUUAUUCGAAGGACUCCUGCAUGCGGCAAGCAUUGCGGUGUGUAAAAAUGGCUAAACUCAUCACUUUGCAGCUUCAUUUCCUCAAUCAUGGGCAGGAUCAUCGUGUAGUCAACCUCCGGUCAUCUGAAAUACUCAAUGCCAUGAUGCCACUGCCACGGUGUUAUCAGUCAUUCAUAGUAGCUGAAGCAUACGAUUAUAGUCCUGACUGGGCAGAGAUUCUGUAUCAGAAGGUGAUCCUAAAAGGAGAUUUCUCCUACCUAGAAGAGUUUAAGCUUCAUAGGCCACUUCCAGCGAGCCUAUUUGAAGAAAUCUCUAAAAAACUCAUCGUGAACAAGCCACCGAACACUGUGAGCCAGAACCUGAAGAAGCUACUGCAGUAUUGUGAAAAUGUCUAUACCUGCUACAAACUGGCCUAUGAUCAUAAUUUUGUCGAUGUGGCCAACACACUUCUGCAGGACUCCAAAACCGGCAGUUACCUUAAUGACCGAUUAAGCAGUUGACUCUCCCAUUGACGCACUUACUGUCAACAUUCCUCUGCUUUCACUUAGCAUGUAAUGCUGUGAACAAUUUACUGAUUUGACAUGGAUUUAGUGGCAACCCCACAGGAGCAAUAUUUUAUAACAUCUUCAGCAGUAUUCUCAUCCAUAGUAUUACUUUUUCAAAUUAUUCCAGCAAUAAUUUCAGUGAAAUUAUGGACCUAAUGAUAUAAAUGUUCAUAUUUAAGAGAUUAAAUCUAGCUUUGCUAAUUUAUCAGUUGUUCAAUGCUCUGGUCAUUAUUUCACUAAGGCGAUGAAACAGGUUUGUGUUUGACAUAAAUAUCCUGAUCGAUGUUUAGCUGGGAUGCAUGUGUUCUACAUCUCAGUCCUUCUGUAAAUCUCUAGAUGCUGUUCUUAAUAUUUAUAUUACCAAGCGGUGAAAUGCUUUCUGAAAAUGCA